AUGAGUGGCAACACAACGUAUGGAAUCGAGACAGAUUCCAUGACGUUGCAAAGGUUCGUGUUGCAAGAACAACGGAAACAUCCUAGUGCCACUGGAGACCUAACCAAUCUUCUCACUUCAUUGAUGACAGCUUUCAAGGCCAUUUCAAGUUCUGUACGCAAAGCUGGUUUGGCACGUCUGUACGGUAUAGCCGGAAACACUAACGUUCAAGGCGAAGAGGUUAAAAAGUUGGAUGUGCUCAGCAACGAGCUUAUGAUAAAUAUGAUAAAGUCAUCUUACACUUGCUGUGCGAUGGUGUCCGAAGAGAAUGAGAAUCUCGUAAAAGAAGUAGUAACUACCCUUUUCAGUUGGUUGAGGUCGAAGUUCCCAAAGCAAGGUAAAUAUAUCGUCACCUUCGAUCCACUAGAUGGCUCAUCCAAUAUUGACUGCUUGGUAUCCAUAGGAACGAUCUUCGGUAUUUGGAAGAAACAAAGUGAUGGAGAGGUUACGGAUAAGGAUCUGUUGCAGUCUGGAAGGACUAUGGUCGCAGCUGGUUACUGUUUAUAUGGUUCCGCCACGAUGGUGGUGCUUUGCACUGGACGCCAUGUGAACGGAUUCAUGCUCGAUCCAAGCAUCGGAGAGUUCAUAUUGACGCAUCCGAAAAUGAAGAUUCCAGAAAAAGGAAAGAUUUAUAGUGUGAAUGAGGGUUACGAACGAUUCUUUCCAAGAGCUUUGAAGGAAUACAUACAUUCAAAGAAAUAUCCAGAG
This is a messenger RNA of Cooperia oncophora, 747 nucleotides long. The record is from the annotation of a GenBank genome assembly. Lineage: Eukaryota; Metazoa; Nematoda; Chromadorea; Rhabditida; Trichostrongylidae.